GUUUUGUCCUUUACUGCGGGGACGUACGGUCAUUUUGUGGCAUCUAUUGCAUAUCAGAUCCGCAGCUGCGAUUUUUCCCCAGUCGAUAUCAUUGUGCUUUCUUCUUGUUCUCCUUCUCUUGCCUUCACAUGUUUCUGUUUCUCUUACAAACUAUAAAUUAAUGAGCAAACGAGUACCGUGUAAUGAAUGUCGAGAACAUAAGCGUGGAUGUUCGGGCGAGAUGCCCUGCCAACGAUGCCAACGAUUCAACUUGGAAUGCGUGUAUACAGUCAAUAAAUCGCCCAAAGAUGAAGAAUAUAUCCAAGAGCUUGAGCUACGACAACAAAUGGAAACUUUACGAGAUCAUAUGGCGACCAUGGAAAAAGAACUAGACUUUUUACGGGUCAUGCAGCCUACAUUAGUAACGACUCACCAGACCUCGCCUUUCAGCAAAAGUUCUACGUUUACUUCGACGUCAGAUACCACCAGCACAGCUAGUCAUGGUUCUGUGUUUUCGCCACAACACUAUACUGAGCAAGAUUCACCAUCCACCACAGCAAGCGACCUUUCAGACGAGCAGCAGUCAUCGACAGACAAUGGAAAACAACUUAUCGCACGUAACAAAAAGGGAUAUUCGGUUACUGUGGAAUCCACGACGGCAGCAACGGGGAAAGCAGUCGAACCUUUAGAUUGGACCUUGACAGUCAACAACGGAAAAUUCUCGAUCCAGACGAAUAUACACAACCACAACGAACUCUUCAGCAGUUUACAAAAAAUCGUUAGCACACUCGAAUUCCAGGACAAGGUCCCUGCUUUGUUUGAGAAUAGCACAGAGCCCAGUCCAAUUGGAAAGGCACUGCGGUUUUUCAUGUGGAGACGGUACGGCAAGUCGCGAUACAAGAGCAUGGCACGAUCACAACGCUUGUUGUUGUUGGCAGCAAAUACACGAUCGAGUGCAUUUACUCAGUAUCCAAGUCCAUCGUUUGACAUUUUUAAACCUCUACGUAUACGACGGCCGAGUCGAAUUCUCCCCUGCUGCAAUGGCACUCUGUGCUGUGAUCUGUAUGCAUCCAUGCCGACAUGUACAAAUGGUCAUACCGGGCGAGCAACUGACGGAUUAUGGACGAUAUUAUGCUGAACGGGCGCAGGACGCUUUUGACGAUCGAUUCGACGAA
Messenger RNA from Zychaea mexicana, 1154 nucleotides. RefSeq lists its product as uncharacterized. The record is from RefSeq and is a predicted model, not a curated record. Gene Ontology annotation, biological process: regulation of DNA-templated transcription. NCBI's taxonomy places the organism in Eukaryota, Fungi, Mucoromycota, Mucoromycetes, Mucorales, Lichtheimiaceae. The transcript has 4 exons. Gene Ontology annotation, molecular function: DNA-binding transcription factor activity, RNA polymerase II-specific; zinc ion binding. The coding region runs from base 161 to 1117 and encodes 318 amino acids. Gene Ontology annotation, cellular component: nucleus.